Salvia hispanica is the source of this 1882-nucleotide messenger RNA. The record is from RefSeq and is a predicted model, not a curated record. Lineage: Eukaryota; Viridiplantae; Streptophyta; Magnoliopsida; Lamiales; Lamiaceae.
UCAUGAAUUAUUGCUUGUUAUGUAACCUCAUUUCUCCCACUUUAGGUUCUGCUAUCUUACAGUCUUGCUGUGUGCUUUUUGUAAGGAGAUUCUUGAAAAUUAAUUGCUGCCAUUUUGGAAGUGAGCAGUAAACAGCAUUAGAUGCAGUGGAUGGAAGUUGAGUCCUAACGGCUACUGUGCUACCUCCAAUUAUUGAAUGCUAAAUUGCUAAAUCACAUUAACUUGAAGCCUAGGCCCCACUUUUGCAUUCUGUCAUCACACUUUUCCCCUUCUUUGCCACUCCAUUGAUGGCUCCAUUCACAUGCUCACUGACAGUUGUUGGAGUCAACACAAACAUGGUUUAAAUAAGAACACCCACAACAGUCCCACAGAUUCCUUCCACCUUCAACACAAUGUCUUCUUGCAUUGUGUUCAUCUUCUUCUCUCUCCUUCUCUCAGCCUCUUCUGCAGCCCCCAUUCCCAUCUCCCUCUUCACCACUCUCCCACACUCUGCUCAGCCUCUGCAGAGGCUGACUCAGCUAGCUUCGGCCGCGGUGGCCCGAGCUAGCCACCUCAAGAAUGGCAAGAACUCACCCCCCUCCACCACCCCUCUCUUCCCCUUCAACGGUGCUUACACCGUCUCCCUCAGCUUCGGCACCCCUCCUCAGUCGAUACCGAUGAUCAUCGACACCGGUAGCAGCUUCUCCUGGUUCCCCUGCACCAAGAGAUACGUCUGCAGAAACUGCUCAUCAUCACCUAUCUCUUCCUUCCUCCCUAAGCAGUCAUCCUCAGCUAGGUUUCUAGGAUGUAUGAAUCCCAAAUGUGGCUGGCUUCACAAGCCGUUCGACCCGAACUCCAGCUGCCGGGACUGCCAGCUGUCGUCGAAGGCGAACUGCACGCAGAUAUGCCCGCCGUACAUCCUCCUCUACGGUUUAGGCUCCACCGGUGGCGUAGCCAUGGUGGAGACCCUCACCAUGCCCCACGGGGAAAUCAAGGAUUUUCUCGUGGGCUGCUCUCUGUUCUCGUCCGGCCAGCCCGCGGGCGUGGUCGGGUUCGGGAGGGGCGUUUCGUCCCUCCCGAGCCAGCUUGGCCUCAAGAAGUUCUCGUACUGCCACGUCUCUCACAAGUUCGAUAACAGCCCUAAGAGCAGCUUCCUCAUGAUGGAUUCGGAUUCGGAUUCAGGCGCGAAGACGGCCGAGCUCAGCUACACGCCGCUGCUGAAGAAUCCGGCGCGGGACGACGAGGGUAGCGCGGUCGCGGACUACUACUACGUCGGGUUGAGGAGGAUCGUCGUCGGAGGGAGGAAGGUCGAGGUUUCGUACCGGGACCUCGUCCUGGACUCGGGUGGUAACGGUGGGACGAUAGUUGAUUCGGGGUCGACGUUCGUGUACAUGAACAAGGCCGUGUUUGAGGCCGUGUACGGCGCGUUCUCCAAGCAGGUGAAGGGGUACAAGAGGGCGGCCGAGGUGGAGGGCGCGACGGGGCUGAGGCCGUGCUUCGACAUCACGGGGCACAAGGAUUUGAAGAUGCCUGAAAUGGAGCUGCAUUUCAAGGGUGGGGCAGAGAUGGUGUUGCCACUUGAGAAUUACUUCUUUGUGGUGGAUGAUGGCGAGAGGUCUGUCAUGUGCCUGACCGUGGUUACCGACGAUACAUUGCUCGGGCCGGAUCUCGUGGGCGGGCCCUCGGUGAUCCUAGGAAACUUUUUGAUGCAGAACUUUCAUGUUGAGUAUGACCUGAGGAAUGAGAGGUUUGGGUUCAAACAGCACUCAUGUUCAUGAGAUACUAGGAAGAUUUAUAUCAGACAUUGUGGUUUUAUAAAUUAUACCAUAUGUAGGAAUAAUUUGUGUAACAAAUUUAUAUCACAUUAAUUGUUUUAUAUCCAAUGAAAGCAUAAUUCAACCUA